Hippocampus zosterae (dwarf seahorse) is the source of this 1344-nucleotide messenger RNA. Its product is annotated as protein yippee-like 5. The record is from RefSeq and is a predicted model, not a curated record. NCBI's taxonomy places the organism in Eukaryota, Metazoa, Chordata, Actinopteri, Syngnathiformes, Syngnathidae. The coding region runs from base 430 to 792 and encodes 120 amino acids. The transcript is spliced from 3 exons.
UUGCUCAUCUUUAUGGUGUCAUCACUGACGCAAGUGAUGCUCGACUAUCUUGUCUGAUUGCAAGGCUAAAGGACAGUGGAUGUGCUUUCUAUCGUCAGUGUUUAAUAAUAUCGUCUGAAGAAAAAAAAACUAAGUUCCUAUAGUCACGCUGUGUUUGUCUUCCCAAGGCACCAAUUGGGCUCCGUAAGAGCUGUUCAUACUUUAACCAGAAGAGGGCAGCAAUGCAUCAAAUGUCCACCGUCUUCCGGAAGUCAAGAAGAAGAAGACACAGCACGUCAACAAACGCCCUUGCGUCGUCUACGUCGGUUUUGUUGACAACCAUCUCACAAGGAAACGUUUGAGAAAUCGUGUGAACGCAAUCUUACACGGACGUCUCUCUGCCCGAAGUAUCUUGCAUCGACUCAAGGGAGAUCGUAACCGGUGAGCACGAUGGGGCGCAUCUUCUUGGACCACAUUGGAGGCAUUCGUCUGUUCUCCUGCGCCAACUGUGACACUAUUCUGACCAACAGAGCAGAACUAAUCUCCACUCGCUUCACUGGCGCUACUGGCCGGGCCUUUUUGUUCAACAAGGUUGUAAAUCUGCAGCACAGCGAGGUUCAAGACAGGGUCAUGCUGACUGGACGACACAUGGUGCGCGAUGUCUGCUGCAAAAACUGCAACAGCAAGCUGGGCUGGAUGUAUGAAUUUGCCACGGAGGAAAGCCAACGCUACAAGGAGGGUCGAGUCAUCCUGGAGAGGGCCUUGGUGAGGGAGAGCGAGGGCUUUGAGCAUGUGCCCGCAGACAAUUCGUGAGCGCACAGACGUUUACUGUACAGCAAAGUAAGCUUUGCCUUUGACAGCAGCAUGCCGGCUGAGUCCCAAACAAUGGCAACAUAAAAUCACGGCUCGAAGGGGAGAUUCAAACCCAAGGAGGUGAACAUGAAAACAUAGUCGCUUCCAUUUCUCUUCGGGGGGGGUUUGAAUUUCAUCGUAAGGGUGGAUCCGAAAGCAACAAACAGUGAUGUUUGCUGAUGUAUUCGCGCAUCAUACGCUUGGGCCACUUUAGACUGUUCAGUCUUAUUACGUGAGAUGAAGAAUGCAGAUUUUUUUUGUGCAAGAUAUUUAUUUCAUACUUCAAAUGACCAGUAUGUUGAUGCUCUCAAUGUUAAUUUGCACAACAUGAUGCUGUAAACGGUUGAUUACCGGAUAGAAUCAAUUUUGAUCUUUUUGCACAUGACAUGCAGUUGAGUGGAUAUCAGAUAUAUAAAUGCCAUUUUGAAUCAUGCUACCUUUCAAGUUGGAUUCAAUUUUGUUGAAUGGUAGCUUAGUAUUUAGAAGAAUAAAUAAUAAAGACAUACUUCUGGA